GUCAAGGUGAGGCUGUCCAACGGUCGCUGGCAGAAAUGCGCCGGGGCCACGUGGAUCGGCGCUUUCAAAGUGAGGCGAGGCGGCCCCUCGAUUGUUUUGUCUGCCUGCCGUUCCUCUCCUCUUUCUCUGUUUCUGCUUCUGCUUCACCUGUCAUUUCUGCGACCUCCCACUCCUUUUAUUCAGGCCUUGCGGUUAUCCUUCAACCUCGCAUCUGGAGUUUCCUUGAGUUCGUCGACCCUUUGGAUACCCAUUCUCUGUGCGAAGAGGUGGUGAGAACCACACCGGGAAUUAUCCGUAUCCAGUUUCUCCUGAGGAUAUCAGCCAUCUGCUUCUACACUCCAGCUCUCAGUCCAAUUCGGAUCCCCUCUGGCCACAUUCCAUCGUUUCUGGUAUCGAAAGAGCUACAGUCUGAUCCAUCUGGUUAAUUUCAUCCUGUACCUGGAUUUUCUUUUCUUUUUCGUGAAAUAGAUAAACAACCUCAUUUGCUUCCUUUCAGCCAUGACUGAGGUUUCUUCGACCCGACUCUACCUUGGGAACCUCCCCCGAAAUGUUACCAAGCAGGAUAUCGAGGAUCAUUUCAGUACCCAUGGAUCCGGAAAGAUUAGAGAAAUCAAGUUGAAAACCGGUUUCGGAUUUAUCGAAUAUGAAGAUGAGAUGGAUGCUAAGGACGUCGUUCCGGCCUUUCACGGCAGUGAUUUCAAAGGUAAUCGUCUUACUGUGCAGUUUGCUCGUGGACCUCGACGCAAGGAGAGUUACGCUUCCCCUCCGGACCGGUCUCUUCCACCCCGUUCGCGUCGCACAAUAUAUCGUAUGCAAAUUUCUGGCCUUCCAGAAACCAGUUGGCAGGAUCUCAAAGACUUUGCCCGAGAAUCUGGCCUUGAUGUAGUUUAUUCUGAGACAGGUCGAGAACCUGGCAGAGGCUUUGUCGAAUUUGAAUCGGCCAAGGACCUAAACACAGCCAUCUCCAAGCUCAAUGGACGGACCUUCAAAGGAUCCAGUGUGCUUUGCGUUGCCGAUGAACAACCGUACGAUGAGAGACCCUACCGUGACAUGUACCGGUCCCGGUCGCCCCGCCGAGGGUACUUUCCAGUGGAUGAUUACGACAAGAGAGGGCCACCUCCUCGGGGCUAUAGUCCCCGCAUGCACUACCGUGAACGUUCUCCAAUUCCUCUCCACCGGGACUACUAUGACCGUGAUGGUUAUGGGCGUCGAACUCCUCCUCGUCCUCGGAUCGAUGAUUACCCACCUCCACGUCGUCCCUAUGAUGACCCCUACGAACCUCGAUUCCCCCCGCCUCGCCGUUACGAUGAUCCAUACUUAGCUGACAGGCCCUAUGGUCGUCCCCGAACACCGCCUAGGGGGGACUUUAUUGGUUACGAUCGCCGUGGUUACUGGUAAAUGCGGUUUUCAUAACCUCUUGAUGACUGGGCGUGCGUAGUGAAAUACCCAUUGUGUUUUGCAUGUGUUUACUGCAUUCUUCAGUUAAGAACCGAGAUGACGCGUAUGCUGGAGCUUAUUCUGGGCUGGAUGUACAAAUCGGGACAUUUGAAACGCCGCCGUACGACUUUCUCAUGCUUUGACCUGGUCUCGGACAUGUUAAGGACCCAUGGUAAAAAUUCCAGCGGAGGAGACUUCUCCGGGUAUUAAUGGUGAAGGCAGUUCAGAUACAGAGACCGUAUGAGUUCCGCCUAACUGCUAAUGAACCGCGACCGACAGCUCGGCUUACUCUGGACCUCCGGAUUCUACAGCGUAGGUCUAUCUAGGUCUAUCGCCUGGCAGCUUUCGAUCUACAGGGUGCUUGGUGGACCUCGCUCGACUAACGCAACCUUGUUGUUUUGUGUCUGCCCAGUAGACGUCGAUCCAUGUACAGUUUCGAAAAUGCUCGUAGUAAUAAUAUUUAUGAAAUCCAAGAUGUGACAUGAGGGCGCUGGAUUAUAGCGUGGAAAUCUGCAGCAGUGUAUGGCGACUUGGUGGAUGAGAUGUGUGUAUCGCGAGCAACCUGCCACGUAGCUUGCAAUGGAAUUCAAACAGUACUUGGCACUAUAUAAAUUGUAGUAGUUCAUGCGAGUUCAUGCAUCCCUUCAUUUCUUG
This is a messenger RNA of Monascus purpureus, 2091 nucleotides long. The record is from the annotation of a GenBank genome assembly. NCBI's taxonomy places the organism in Eukaryota, Fungi, Ascomycota, Eurotiomycetes, Eurotiales, Aspergillaceae.